AUGUGCAACGAAGAGGACGUGCGCAAUGUGCAGUCCAAGUUGCAGCAGAUUAAGGACGUAAACAUGCGCAACCAAGUCACCCCCUCGUGGAUGAAGCGUCUCUGUGAUAAUUCGGAACAGAUCGGAUUCAAAAGCAUGUCAGUCAUUAUAGAUUACGAGUUGGCAGUUCUAUGCAAUGAUGAAAAUGAGAAAAGCAAUGCUGACUUCAAAAUAAUUGGAGCUUCUGGUUUCAUUUCGAACGAAGAGAUCAUUCAGCAGACGAAGAGGGAUACCACUUAUGUCCCUCGGAAAUGCACCGUUAAUAACUUUUACCUGUGUCGAAAGGUGGAAGACGAUAACGUGAGCUGCCAGUACAGCCCCUGGUCCCCGUGGGGCCCCUGCGUGGACAGCAAACAGAGAAGAACGAGGAAGGUGAUGCGUUCGAAUCAGAACAAUGGAGACUUUUGCCUGUGGAAUGGCAAGCGCAUUCCGAGGAGCAUAAUGGAGGAGACGCGCCCCUGCAGUGGUCCAUCGGAUGCGGCCGCUCCGAAGUAG
Messenger RNA from Plasmodium inui San Antonio 1, 534 nucleotides. RefSeq lists its product as hypothetical. Lineage: Eukaryota; Apicomplexa; Aconoidasida; Haemosporida; Plasmodiidae. The record is from RefSeq and is a predicted model, not a curated record. The transcript has a single exon. Bases 1 to 534 code for a protein of 177 amino acids.